Molecule: messenger RNA, 2923 nt
Organism: Cladophialophora immunda
Lineage: Eukaryota; Fungi; Ascomycota; Eurotiomycetes; Chaetothyriales; Herpotrichiellaceae
Exons: 2
Coding region: 474-992 (172 amino acids)
Source: RefSeq, a predicted model, not a curated record
GGUACCUAUCGACCUAGUGGUCAACGGCGCCUCCCAAGACCCCUCGUCUCUUCCCCAUUUUAGUCGCGACUGGCUGUCUCUUUGCGCCUCCUGCGGCAUAAUACAGGGUGCAAGAGGAAGGAAAAGCGAGCAUCGAGUCAGCGCGAUGUCUCGCCAGAUCCUGAAACGCGAGACACGGUGGAAGUGGGAUGAUGAUCAUACUGGCUGGUUGCACCACAAACCGUCGAUCAACAGGCACCCAGUCUAGCAGAGAAUAGAAGGUGGCAUUCUAGCUAUCGAAUAGAAAUCAAGCCUCGUCCUUGAUGGGAUGGCUAACCGGCGAGGCGAGGUGCCAGAGAGAAAUUUCAGUUCGCAGGCAAAGGACAGCAGAAAGAAGGCAUAGCAGACUGCUUAUCAAAAGGACCUUGCAAGCAACUCUGUACCUUACGGUAGACCCAACCACUGCAAACACUUAGUCGCAACAUGUGCUUCCCAUGGAGCCUUCCAUCCCGUUUGCUUCCAGAAAGAAAGAGUGGGAAAAGAAGAUUCCCAAGUCUCUUCACUUUCACCUCAUCCUCUCCACUCCAUCCUCCCUCUCGAUCAUGGCAACUUGCCUCGAGAGCGACAUCCCCAGUUCAUCAAAUUGCCCCAAAUAUCCUCAGUCGUCAGAUUACCUCCCUUCGUCACCCUGUCCUGGCACCCCCGUGGCGGACAUGGACAAGCGAGGCCCGCGCGUGGGAGGCUUGCAGAAGCCUUGGAGCUUACCGGCCGGUCGAUUCCUUACACGGGGGUUUAUCAGUGCAGAUGACCGGAAAAAGCUCAGCCUAGUGACACCGGUGAGCUCAGACAACCCCCAAACAUGCCAGCUGGGACUCGGUAUCCAGCCAAUGGCCUCCCGUUGGGCAGCAAGACUGAUGGGCGUCGCGUCUCUGUGCGUUUCUGACCAGCCAAGAAAGGACGCCAUGGGGCUACAAUUGGCCACCGCAAUCUAUCACGGGUUGGGCAUCUACUGAGUCUUUUGCGCUGUUGCAUGUGUGACAUGUCACAUUUUCUCCGAAUCGCACGAAGCUUAUUGACCAUGAGGUGAGAAGACCAAAAUGCCUCCAGGCCCGAUGCGCUCACCGUCUAUUGCAUAAUAGUUCCAUGCCGGGGAGCCCACUACCUCUUCUGUUGAAUUGUUGAAGACAACGAGAGACAGGAAGAAACCUGGAGUUUUAAAAGCUAGGAAUCUGGCAGCCUAGGCUUCGAACCCAUCGAGAACUUGAUGAUCUACCACGUCCCUACUGAAUAUCACUUUCCAGACCGGUGUGGCAGGUAGGUUGUACCCAACAUACAGCUCCACAAGAGCAAACACGGGAUAAAAUGGAGAUGGCAUGGUCCGACACGCAGACAGCCAGUGGAUAUACGCAUUGGCGUCUUGACUUUCGACCGUUCCGAAUCUUUCAGAGCCCAAUAUCAAGAAUUCGUGACACAUAGGUUGGCUUUCCGUUUCAGGUGGCUUGGUUCUGAGCGUGCCGAUGCGUGCACUACUCGGGCGGCAAGACGGUCAGAUGCUUUCUUUACUCAGGGAUAGGCAAGAGCAGCGGAUCAUAUUUGUGUCUGUGGAACGACUAUCACCUUCUCCGACUGCAAGAUUGUGCAGCCACCCUCACAGCUUCGACUUGGCUCCGCCAGUGACUGCCUUGAUCCGGAACCCUGUCCGGGGAAAAUGUAGGCGGACCUCCUUUCCCUUGGCUUGGGUGCUCAGGACAACUUCAUCCUCAGUCAACCCAACCAGGCGGCCCUGGUCAUGAUGCUGGGUGCCCAAGUCGAUUGGAAACACUUCCACUUCGGUUCCUGGCUGCAAUCCAAGAGGAUCCGCGGGGUCAACGCCCAAGUCCUUGUCGACGAAGGAAGCGUUGAGGAUCCGCUCAGCUGCAGCGUCGCCUUUCAAAGAGGCCGGUUUCGGCGCUUGAGCUUUGGCGGCCUUGAGAACAUUGUUGAACCUGGCAAUCCACGCAAAUACCUUGGGAUAUCCCUUGUCAGAGAUCAACUCCCGGGGAAGUGCCCCUUUGAGUCCAUUCAACCAAUCAAAGGUCCAGAUGGCUGGGGCCACUUGCAUUAGCCAAAUCGACAUGGUAUAGCGACCCUGCUAGGUGCCUGCAGUGUACUUUUUGCUUACCUUCGAUGUCGGCCAGAGUCGGCUUUUCCGUCUUGAGUACCCAUUUCCGCCCAUCGGCCAGUAAGGUAGUCUCGAGGAGCUUGAAUCCGCUUCUGAUGGCUGCCACGGCCUCGGGUCGAUUCUCGGCGAUGUAUUCCUUGCUCCAUGGUCGGCCGGAGUACUCUUCUCGAUCUUUGGUGAAUUUAGGAUCGUUCAAAAGUGGCAUACUCGUCGGGAUCAGCUGCGACGCUCGUGUAAAGAGUCCCGCCUCUAUGUUCCAAAUUUCCAGAAACUUCUCAAUGGCCUUCUCUUCGGGGCUUGAUGCACCCAGAGCGCCUUCGGGGAACAAUUCUUCCAACUUGCGCAGGAUGAUUCGACUGUCGCAGUAGACAUCACGGCCUAUGCUCAUUACGGGAAUUCGUCUGUACUUGACACCCAGGACACUGAGAUCUGGUCGAGGCAUGACCGGCGGUUGCUUCUACACUAGUUUUCAGUAGGCGCUCAGUCAAGACAACAAGGAUGGGCGAAUGGCUGGCGGUCACUUCACUUACACACUCAGCAUAGUCCAUGCCUCGCAGACUCAGAUACCACAGAACUCUCCUAGCGAAGGGCGAGAACGAGUAGUGGUAGAGGACAAUGCCGUUGUUUGGACCGGCCAUCUUUGCUCGACGCUUACAACGAUCGGAGAAAAGGAUUCGCGGAUGGAUGGCACAGUGCUGAUUCUUGGAGGCAGUACGGAAACUUGUUGGUUUGGGUAUAUACCAACAGGAAGCCGAAGUUGGCUGCUGAAUUGAAUAUUAUCGC